AUAUUAAAAAUGCAAUUGGUGAACUUCCUAUGGAUAGGUCUACUGACGUUUCCUCAGGCAUUCGCCUUGGAUGCAUGUGCAGGACAAAAAUUUGGAUAUAAAGCCGUUGAUCCAGCCGAUCCUCAUGCAUACUACUUAUGCUUCGGCUUGUUGGGAAAGAUUAAAAGCAACUGCGCGGAGGGCUUUCGAUUCAAUGUGCAAACACAAAACUGUGCACAACUCCAGCUGGCAAGCGUUCAACCCAAAAAUGCUAACAGCGGGGUUAGAAAUGAGUUCAACAUCAAUCAAAACAUAACCAUGGACAGGCCGAUUAUUUUUAACAUCUUUGGGGCCCUGUGGAAUAAGCCGCCGAAACCACCUUAUCGUCCACCAACGCCUACGCCACCGCCACUUACAACCACUUCUAACCCACUUCCUCAAAACACGACUGCUCAAGGGCUAAGCUCUAGUUCGCCAGUUACUUCAGAGAGUUCUACUCAAAGCUCAAGUUCUAGCUCCGAAGCCACACCUACCGAAAGCUCAAGUUCUAGUUCCAAGGCCUCCUCUACUGAAAGCUCAAGUUCUAGCUCGGAAGCCGCAUCUACUGAGAGCUCAAGUUCUAGUUCCGAAGCUUCAUCAACUGCUAGUUCUAGCUCUAGUUCCGUAGCCUCCUCUACUGAGAGCUCAAGUUCCAGUUCCGAAGCCUCAUCCACUGAGAGCUCAAGCUCCAGUUCCGAUGCCUCAUCUACGGAGAGCUCAAGUUCCAGUUCCUUAUCUACUGAGAGCUCAAGUUCUAGUUCUAGUUCAUCUACUGACAGUUCCAGCUCCAGUUCCGAAUCUUCAUCUACUGACAGUUCAAGCUCCAGCUCCGAAGCCUCCUCUACUGAGAGCUCAAGUUCCAGUUCCGAAGCCUCCUCCACUGAGAGCUCAAGCUCCAGUUCCGAAGCCUCAUCCACGGAGAGCUCAAGCUCCAGCUCCGAAGCCUCAUCCACGGAGAGUUCAAGUUCCAGUUCCAUGUCUACGGAGAGCUCAAGUUCCAGUUCCGAAGCCACCUCUACUGAGAGCUCAAGUUCUAGUUCCGAAGCCUCAUCUACUGAGAGCUCAAGCUCCAGCUCCGAAGCCUCAUCCACGGAGAGCUCAAGUUCCAGUUCCUUAUCUACUGAGAGCUCAAGUUCUAGUUCUAGUUCAUCUACUGACAGUUCCAGCUCCAGUUCCGAAGCCUCAUCUACUGAGAGCUCGAGCUCCAGUUCCGAUGCCUCAUCCACGGAGAGUUCAAGUUCCAGUUCCUUAUCUACGGAGAGCUCAAGUUCUAGUUCCGAAGCCUCAUCUACUGAGAGCUCAAGCUCCAGUUCUGAAGCCUCAUCCACGGAGAGCUCAAGUUCCAGUUCCGAUGCCUCAUCCACGGAGAGUUCAAGUUCCAGUUCCUUAUCUACGGAGAGCUCAAGUUCUAGUUCCGAAGGCUCUUCUACUGAGAGCUCAAGUUCUAGUUCCGAAGCCUCAUCUACUGAGAACUCAAGCUCCAGCUCCGAAGCCUCAUCCACGGAGAGCUCAAGUUCCAGUUCCUUAUCUACUGAGAGCUCAAGUUCUAGUUCUAGUUCAUCUACUGACAGUUCCAGCUCCAGUUCCGAAGCCUCAUCUACUGAGAGCUCAAGCUCCAGCUCCGAAGCCUCAUCCACGGAGAGCUCAAGUUCCAUUUCCGAAUCCUCAUCUACUGAAAGCUCAAGUUCUAGUUCCGAGGCUUCAUCUACCGAUAGUUCAAGCUCCAGUUCCGAAUCCUCAUCUACUGACAGCUCAAGUUCCACUUCAGAUGAGUCGACUGAGAGUUCCAGCUCCACUGCUGAGAACUCGUCAACUGACAGUUCAAGCUCUACUUCCGAGGACUCAUCUACCGACAGUUCAAGUUCUACAUCUGAGGAGACGACUGAGAGCUCUAGUUCCAGCUCCGAGGACUCAUCUACGGACAGCUCAAGUUCCACUUCAGAAGAGUCGACUGAGAAUUCCAGUUCCAGCUCAGAGGACUCAUCUACUGACAGCUCAAGUUCCACUUCAGAGGAGUCGACUGAGAGUUCCAGUUCCAGCUCCGAGGACUCAUCUACUGAAAGUUCAAGUUCCACUUCAGAAGAGUCGACUGAGAGUUCCAGUUCCAGCUCCGAGGACUCAUCUACUGACAGCUCAAGUUCCACUUCAGAAGAGUCAACUGAGAGUUCCAGUUCCAGCACUGAGGAUUUCUCUACAGAAAGCUCAAGUUCUAGUUCUGACUCCAUAUCUACUGAAAGUUCAAGUUCAAGUUCCGUGGAAUCAUCUUCAACAUCCGAGGAGUCAUCGACUUCAGAUGAAACUGAUCCAUCAGACAGUACCACUGAGAGCUUAAGUACUAGUACCGAGGACUCAUCUACUUCCGAAGAAACUGAUUCGCCAGAGAGUUUUACUGAGAGUUUAAAUACUAGUUCCGAGGAAUCAUCUACUUCAGAAGAAACUGAUUCGCCAGAGAGUUUUACUACUAGUUCCGAGGAACUAUCUACUUCGGAAGAAACUGAUUCGCCAGAUUCGCCAGAGGAAUCAGCUACUUCAGAUGAAAGUGAUCUACCAGAGAGUUCUACUGAGAGCUUAAGUACUAGUUCCGAGGAAUCACCUACUUCAGAAGAAACUGAUUCGCCAGAUUCGCCAGAUUCGCCAGAGGAAUCAGCUACUUCAGAUGAAAGUGAUCUACCAGAGAGUUCUACUGAGAGCUUAAGUACUAGUUCAGAGGAAUCACCUACUUCAGAAGAAACUGAUUCGCCAGAUUCGCCAGAUUCGCCAGAGGAAUCAGCUACUUCAGAUGAAAGUGAUCUACCAGAGAGUUCUACUGAGAGCUUAAGUACUAGUUCCGAGGAAUCACCUACUUCAGAAGAAAGUGAUUCGUCAGAGAGUUCCACAGAAGUAUUACAAACUACUUCAGGAGAAACUGGGUCCGAUGACUUGGACUCCGAAGAUCCAUUAUUUACCUCUGAAAGUCCCACAGAUGAAGGUGAUGAAGGUGAUGAAACAGAUUCAUCGACUACUGAAAGCAUAGUCGUCUCGCAGCCCUUUAGAGCUGAUGUAGAAAAGAGUGCUAAGAAAUUGGGCAACAUAUUAUGGAUACCAACAGUAGUCGAAGAAACCGAUUCCACUGCAGAAGCUGACAAAAACAUGUAUUGUGCCCUUCUUCCGAAUGGCGUGUAUCUAAGAGAUCCAGAUUCCUGUGCCAAUUUUUAUGUCUGUGCUAAUGGACGAGCCAUUCUUCGAAAGUGUCCCAGAAAUCUGUACUUUGAUAUCAUAAACAAUGUGUGCAAUUUACCCAAUCUCGUAGAUUGCUCCCAGAAACAGCAAUCAAUAUCCAUUCCGAAAUUAUUGACAUACAGUUCUGACAAUGCUGUUGGCAGUAGCGUAAAGCGGACACUAAUUAAAGAUAUAUUAUUAGAUGAAGGUAACUCCAUAUAUGACGAUCAAUUAUCAAAGCGCACCACUGAAGAGCUAGACGAUGAGUCAGAAGAAGAGUCAGAAACAACUGAGUCGCAAUCACUAAAAUUCCCAGCGGAUGAUAUCUUCGACCUUGAUCUAUCAAACACACUUAACAUAGAAGAAUAUAUUUGCAGCUCCCAGCCAAAUGGAGUACAUCUUAGACAUCCCCAGUCGUGUAGUAAGUUCUACGUAUGUGCCAGUGGACGCGCUAUUUUACGAUCUUGCCCAGUCGACCUGUAUUUUGAUAUAAAGAAGAGAGUUUGCAAUUUCCCUGAUGCUGUUGACUGCAAAAUUAACGAUGACCAAAGUAGAGGUGAUGGAAAUCCAUUCCCCUUGCCUGAUAGCCAGUUAGCAAGUUCAACAUUUAAACACGGUUUACCUUUACAUAAGCUCAAACCACUUCUAACAAAUAUGGUUAGAAGAGCGAAGUCACAUAAAACACACAAGGAGAGCCUCGAUAAAGUUGGUGGUGCUAUAUCUGACAGCAGCUCUUCUAACAAAGUGAUUCACAAUUCCAAGUCCAUAACUGCUUCCACCGUACAGAGCAACACCAGCUCUAGAGGAACUCAAGUCUCCGGAGCCGCACAGCUAGAGCAAAUCAAGUCAUCUGUAUCAGAUACUCCGAAAUCUAGUGAAACGGGAAUGUCCCCAGCGAAAUCUAAUCCCUCGAAGAAAACGUUAGAAGUAAGACGAGAGCAAAGCAAGCUAUCUGUAUCUGAAAGUCUCACGUCUACGGGAUCCGGAUUAUCCUUGCAGAAAACAAAUCUGUCAAAGGGUCAAGGCGAACUAGCUAAGGGAGCGGUAUUAUCCUCAACGAAACCCCUUCCCUCAAGGAACACGCCAGAAGUAGAGCAAGUGCAAGCUAUACCAUCUGUAUCUGAUAAAACAGACAUAUCGAAACUAAAGUCAGAUCAAUAUAAACUACAUAUUGCUCAGAUUCUAAGCUCAAACGAAAAUAAAUUAUCUUCAACUAAAUCUGAUCUUCCAAAAGGCACACCCAAUUUAAGCCAAAAGCAAAGCAAACCCUCCGUAGUUGAGAGCUCGAAAACUGAGGAAGUGGUAUUAACCUUAAUGAAAUCGGAUCUCUCAAAGAAGGACAUUCCAUCAGUAACACAGAAGUCGAAGGAAUCGGACACAGCAAAGCCAAAGCAAGUGCAAAUUAAGCCAGCUGUAGAUCAGACUUUGAAGUCCACUACAGAUGUAUUCCUCUCCAAGAUAACGAAUAAGUCAAAAGAUAAAAGCAACCUAUCUAUAGCUGAGACACUGAAGUUUAAAAACACAUCUUCAUCCACUCCUGUUCAUUCUGAGAAACUGAACUCGAAGGAAGCGCCAUUACCUUCGUCGAAAACGGAUCCCUCAAAGGACACACCAAAUGCAAAGCAGGACGUACCUAAACUGGAAGCGCCAUUACCGUCGACGAAAAUAGAUCCCUCAAAGGAUACACCAAAGGCUAAGCAGGAGAUACCUAAACUGGAAGCGUCAUUACCGUCGUCGAACACGGAUCCCUCAAAGGACACACCAAAAGCAAAGCAGGAGCUAAGUAAGCUGUCUGUAUCUGAGAAACUCAACUCGAAGGAAGCGCCAUUACCUUCGAAGAAAACGGAUACCUCAAAGGAUACACCAAAGGCUAAACAGGAAGUACCUAAGCUGGAAGCGACAUUACCUUCGCCGAAGACGGAUCCCUCAAAGGACACACCAAAAGCAAAGCAGGAGCUAACUAAAGUGGAAGCGCCAUUACCUUCGUCGAAAAUGGAUACUUCAAAGGAUACACCAAAGGCUAAACAGGAGGUACCUAAACUGGAAGCGUCAUUACCUUCGAUGAAAACGGAUCCCUCAAAGAACACACCAAAAGCAAAGCAGGAAUUAAGUAAACUGUCUGAAUCUGAAAAACUCAGCCCUAAUACCUUAAAGGACCCACCAGUGGCUAAACAGGAAGUACCUAAACUGGAAGCGCCACUGCCUUCGACGAAAAUGGAUCCCUCAAAGGAUACACCAAAGGCUAAGCAGGAAGUACCUAAACUGGAAGCGCCAUUACCUUCGAUGAAAACGGAUCCCUCAAAGAACACACCAAAAGCAAAGCAAAAAGUACCCAAACUGGAAGCGCCAUUAUCGUCGAAGAAAACGGAUAUCUCAAAGGAUACACCAAAAGCUCAGCAGGAGUUAAGUAAACUGUCUGAAUCUGAAAAACUCAACCCUAAUACCUUAAAGGACCCACCAGUGGCUAAACAGGAAGUACCUAAACUGGAAGCGCCACUGCCUUCGACGAAAAUGGAUCCCUCAAAGGAUACACCAAAGGCUAAGCAGGAAGUACCUAAACUGGAAGCGCCAUUACCGUCGACGAAAACAAAUCCCUCAAAGGGUACACCAAAGGCAAAGCAGGAGAUACCUAAACUGGAAGCGCCAUUACCGUCAACGAAAACAGAUCCCUUAAAGGGUACACCAAAGGCAAAGCAGGAGAUACCUAAACUGGAAGCGCCAUUACCGUCGACGAAAACAGAUCCCUUAAAGGGUACACCAAAGGCAAAGCAGGAGAUACCUAAUCUGGAAGCGCCAUUACCGUCAACGAAAACGGAUCCCUCAAAGGAUUCACCAAAGGCUAAACAGGAGGUACCCAAACUGGAAGCGCCAUUACCGUCAACGAAAACGGAUCCCUCAAAGGAUACACCAAAGGCUAAACAGGAGGUACCCAAACUGGAAGCGCCAUUACCGUCGACGAAAACAAAUCCCUCAAAGGGUACACCAAAGGCAAAGCAGGAGAUACCUAAACUGGAAGCGUCAUUACCGUCGUCGAACACGGAUCCCUCAAAGGACACACCAAAAGCAAAGCAGGAGCUAAGUAAGCUGUCUGUAUCUGAGAAACUCAACUCGAAGGAAGCGCCAUUACCUUCGAAGAAAACGGAUACCUCAAAGGAUACACCAAAGGCUAAACAGGAAGUACCUAAGCUGGAAGCGACAUUACCUUCGCCGAAGACGGAUCCCUCAAAGGACACACCAAAAGCAAAGCAGGAGCUAACUAAAGUGGAAGCGCCAUUACCUUCGUCGAAAAUGGAUACUUCAAAGGAUACACCAAAGGCUAAACAGGAGGUACCUAAACUGGAAGCGUCAUUACCUUCGAUGAAAACGGAUCCCUCAAAGAACACACCAAAAGCAAAGCAGGAGCUAAGUAAGCUGUCUGUAUCUGAGAAACUCAACUCGAAGGAAGCGCCAUUACCUUCGAAGAAAACGGAUACCUCAAAGGAUACACCAAAGGCUAAACAGGAAGUACCUAAGCUGGAAGCGACAUUACCGUCGACGAACACGGAUCCCUCAAAGGACACACCAAAAGCAAAGCAGGAGCUAAGUAAGCUGUCUGUAUCUGAGAAACUCAACUCGAAGGAAGCGCCAUUACCUUCGAAGAAAACGGAUACCUCAAAGGAUACACCAAAGGCUAAACAGGAAGUACCUAAGCUGGAAGCGACAUUACCUUCGCCGAAGACGGAUCCCUCAAAGGACACACCAAAAGCAAAGCAGGAGCUAACUAAAGUGGAAGCGCCAUUACCUUCGUCGAAAAUGGAUACUUCAAAGGAUACACCAAAGGCUAAACAGGAGGUACCUAAACUGGAAGCGUCAUUACCUUCGAUGAAAACGGAUCCCUCAAAGAACACACCAAAAGCAAAGCAGGAAUUAAGUAAACUGUCUGAAUCUGAAAAACUCAGCCCUAAUACCUUAAAGGACCCACCAGUGGCUAAACAGGAAGUACCUAAACUGGAAGCGCCACUGCCUUCGACGAAAAUGGAUCCCUCAAAGGAUACACCAAAGGCUAAGCAGGAAGUACCUAAACUGGAAGCGCCAUUACCUUCGAUGAAAACGGAUCCCUCAAAGAACACACCAAAAGCAAAGCAAAAAGUACCCAAACUGGAAGCGCCAUUAUCGUCGAAGAAAACGGAUAUCUCAAAGGAUACACCAAAAGCUCAGCAGGAGUUAAGUAAACUGUCUGAAUCUGAAAAACUCAACCCUAAUACCUUAAAGGACCCACCAGUGGCUAAACAGGAAGUACCUAAACUGGAAGCGCCACUGCCUUCGACGAAAAUGGAUCCCUCAAAGGAUACACCAAAGGCUAAGCAGGAAGUACCUAAACUGGAAGCGCCAUUACCGUCGACGAAAACAAAUCCCUCAAAGGGUACACCAAAGGCAAAGCAGGAGAUACCUAAACUGGAAGCGCCAUUACCGUCAACGAAAACAGAUCCCUUAAAGGGUACACCAAAGGCAAAGCAGGAGAUACCUAAACUGGAAGCGCCAUUACCGUCGACGAAAACAGAUCCCUUAAAGGGUACACCAAAGGCAAAGCAGGAGAUACCUAAACUGGAAGCGCCAUUACCGUCAACGAAAACGGAUCCCUCAAAGGAUUCACCAAAGGCUAAACAGGAGGUACCCAAACUGGAAGCGCCAUUACCGUCAACGAAAACGGAUCCCUCAAAGGAUACACCAAAGGCUAAACAGGAGGUACCCAAACUGGAAGCGCCAUUACCGUCGACGAAAACAAAUCCCUCAAAGGGUACACCAAAGGCAAAGCAGGAGAUACCUAAACUGGAAGCGCCAUUACCGUCGACGAAAACGGAUCCCUCAAAGGAUACACCAAAGGCUAAACAGGAGGUACCUAAACUGGAAGCGCCAUUACCUUCGGCGAAAAUGGAUACUUCAAAGGACACAGCAAAAGCAAAGCAGGAAGUACCUAAGCUGGAAGCGCCAUUACCGUCGACGAAAACGGAUCCCUCAAAGGACACACAAAAAGCAAAACAGGAAAUACCUAAACUGGAAGCGCCAUUACCGUCGACGAAAACAAAUCCCUCAAAGGGUACACCAAAGGCAAAGCAGGAGAUACCUAAACUGGAAGCGCCAUUACCGUCGACGAAAACAGAUCCCUUAAAGGGUACACCAAAGGCAAAGCAGGAGAUACCUAAACUGGAAGCGCCAUUACCGUCGACGAAAACGGAUCCCUCAAAGGAUACACCAAAGGCUAAGCAGGAGAUACCUAAACUGGAAGCGCCAUUACCUUCGGCGAAAAUGGACGCUUCAAAGGACACAGCAAAAGCAAAGCAGGAAGUACCUAAGCUGGAAGCGCCAUUACCGUCGACGAAAACGGAUCCCUCAAAGGAUACACCAAAGGCUAAGCAGGAGAUACCUAAACUGGAAGCACCAUCUUCAACGACUGCUGUUCCUUCAAAGAAUACAUCUGGAGCAAAGCAGGAGCAAAACAAAUCAUCCGUAGUUGCAAGUCCUAAGCCAAAGUCGAAUGCAAAUCUCUCAAAGAAUACGUUAAUCACAGAGGAACACAAAACCAAGCCACCUUUAAAUACGGUACCAACAAAAACGGCCAACGAAAAAGUAUUACAUUCAACGAAAACGAAUCGGUGGAAAGAGCCAGGCAAACCAUCUGCAGAAGAGGCUUUGAGGUAUAUCAAACACCUUAUGUCUUCAACGAAAACUGAUCUAUCAAAGGACCCAUUAGCGUUAAAGAACUUAGAGAUUGUGGCCAGAGAAGAUAAAACUAUUGUGCCUUUGGAAGACAAGGAGGACUUGGAAUGCAGCUUGUUACCCAAUGGUGCUUUUAUAAGAGAUCAAAAUCUUUGCUCUAAGUUCUAUGUGUGUUCCAACGGACGAGCUGUACCACACAGCUGUCCGAAUGUUCUUUAUUUCGACAUCAAAAAGAAAAUCUGCAAUUUCCCCAGCCUGGUGGACUGCACAAACAGCGACAAAGAAUAUAGCCUAGCUCCAAAUAAGCCUUCAAGUCCGAGCAAUAAUUCCCUAUCCGAGCCGGAUGAUACGCCAAUUCCAGAUUGUAGCUUAUACUCAAAUGGCGUUUAUCUUAGGCAUCCGAGGUCAUGUAGCAAAUUUUAUGUCUGCUCCAAUGGAAGUGCCAUUGCCAGAGAGUGUCCUAAGGGUCUCUAUAUUGAUACAGAGAUAGGAUAUUGCAAUUAUCCCAGUCGCGUGCACUGUUCCAUCGAUAACCCACCCAGCUCAAGCGCUUCUGAUAUUACAGACACAUCGGUCAAUUGUAUCAAUAGAAGCGAAGGAACCACUAUGCGAGACUCGAUGCUCCAUAAUAAGUAUUACGUCUGCAGAAACGGAACUCCAGUUACCCACUUCUGUGACCCUGGAAAAAGCUUCGACCUCAAUCGAGGGGUCUGUGCCCAGAAGUACUUGGACAACUACGAUAAUUAAGUGAACGAGGCUUUAAUGUGUCUAACAACAGUAAAUGUAUAUAAAAGGUGUAGGGUUUUACAAUUUGGAUAUGAAUUAGCUGGCGUCUAGUUAUGUAAGCCUAUAUAUUUUAUAGAUUUGGUUAGGGUGUUAUAUAUACGAUAAUCGAAAGCGUAUUCCAACUUUAGUAUUGUAUUUCACGGUAAUAAAUCAUAUUCUAACAUGAUGGGAUUUAUGCUCGCAACGUAUAGAAAUU
This is a messenger RNA of Drosophila hydei, 9895 nucleotides long. RefSeq names its product serine-rich adhesin for platelets. Lineage: Eukaryota; Metazoa; Arthropoda; Insecta; Diptera; Drosophilidae. The transcript has 5 exons. The record is from RefSeq and is a predicted model, not a curated record. Gene Ontology annotation, cellular component: extracellular region. Gene Ontology annotation, molecular function: chitin binding. Bases 10 to 9660 code for a protein of 3216 amino acids.